Molecule: messenger RNA, 1736 nt
Organism: Hemicordylus capensis (graceful crag lizard)
Lineage: Eukaryota; Metazoa; Chordata; Lepidosauria; Squamata; Cordylidae
Gene: FAM3B
Product: FAM3 metabolism regulating signaling molecule B
Exons: 8
Coding region: 415-1125 (236 amino acids)
Source: RefSeq, a predicted model, not a curated record
GUUAGGUGCCCUUCUGGUCUGCGCUGCUCUACAGGAAGCCCCCUUUCCCCCCUGCAAUGAACCUUCCCCGUCGCCAUGCGGCAAGCGCUGCCCCCUGGCGGGAGCGAGCAUCGAAGGAACUACUGUGCCGUGGACUGGCUUGAGGGGUAGUUUCCUUUCUUUGCUCUCCUGCGCUUCAUUCGAGUUCAGUGCCAAUUUGGGAGUUUUAGUUUGAGGCUGGCCGGCGGGCAGGCAAACAGGUGUAGCAGAGUUCGGUACUUCCUCCUCCUCCUCCUUCCAGCUAGAGCAGGAAUCUGCCAGUACAAGAAGCAGAGAGCAAAAGUUCAGCCCGGCAGCACAUUUCCUUGUCCGUCAUCGCGUGCAGAUUGUAGGGAAGGACUCCUUGGGAAGCCCCAGCAGGACCUAGUGAAGAAGAUGCGGGUGGGCUGCAACAAUUUUAUGAAGUUAGGAGGGCUUCUCUUAGCAUCCGUCUGUGCCUGGUACUUAGGAUCCCUCUUUGCUUAUGUCAUACCUGAAGAUUCACUAUCAACAGCCUUUGACAAUCUUCAGAAUCUUGGAGAAAGACCAAAACUUAAAGCUCCACCCCCCAAAAGACAGAAAUGUGAUCACUGGUCUCCAUGUCCAUUUGGGAGUUAUGCUUAUCGCUUACUCAGUGGUGGCGGCAAGCAGAAGACUGCCAAAAUCUGUUUUGAAGAUGAACUACUCAUAAGUGAAGAAAAGCAAAACGUUGGAAGAGGAAUAAAUAUUGCCAUUGUGGACUAUAAGUCUGGAAAGACUGUUGCCACAAAAUAUUUUGACAUGUGGGAAGGAGAUUUCUCCAAGCCAAUGGCUGAUUUCAUCAAAAAUGCUCCCCAAAAAUCACUGCUCAUGAUGGUAACUCAUGAUGAUGGAAGCACCAAGUUAAAGGAGGAUGCGAAAAAGGCAAUAGCAGACCUAGGCAGUACAGAAAUACGGAAUAUGAAAUUCAGGUCAAGCUGGGCUUUCAUAGCUGCAAAAGGGUUCAAGUUGCCAGAAGGAAUACAAAAAGAAAAGAUCAACCAUUCUGACAGGAAUAACAACCGAUACGGUGACUGGCCAGCUGAAAUCCAGAUAGAAGGCUGUAUUCCACAAAACCUAAUAAGCUAAAUUUGAAAAUGAAGCUCUUUUGGCAAAAGUCAUGUGCUCCAUUUCUAACUCCUAUUCUCAUUAAGGAUUGUUUGCCAUAAGUUGUGAUGUCUAAAGCUAUGGAUGAAAAUAUCCACAUUUUACAUUUAACAUGAUGAGUUUGAACCCAUAGAUAGGUUCAACAGUACGGUAUGGCAGUCCCCGUAGUAAAUAGUUUCAUUUAUGGGUCUUCAAGAUUAAAAAAAUGUGUUUUCUGUUAAUGGAUUGUGCUGUUUAUUAGAAAGAACCCAUUAGAACUUGGCUUUAAUAUAACAGGAUUAUUGGAAGCAGUAAAAUGCCAUACACACAUGUUUUUGUGUUAACAAGUUGUUUCUAUGCGUGUGCUUAAUAUAGUUGAACUAGCAGCCAGAUUUUUGACUAGCAGCCAAAGAUUAUAUUGGCAAUGCAGCUUUUUAAAUCAUCCCAUGUUCUCCUCCUCACAAACUUUUCUUCUUUUCAUUGAAAUAUUUUCCAGCCAAAGUUAACUAUGAAGCUAGUAGUUUCAUGGUUAACAGAAUUUAUACUUGAAUGUAUAUGUAUUUAUUAGUUGAACUACUCUGGAAGCAAUAAAAGGUUUUCAUAUUUAAACACAA